This is a messenger RNA of Candidozyma duobushaemuli, 1065 nucleotides long. RefSeq lists its product as uncharacterized. Lineage: Eukaryota; Fungi; Ascomycota; Pichiomycetes; Serinales; Metschnikowiaceae. The record is from RefSeq and is a predicted model, not a curated record. The coding region runs from base 1 to 1065 and encodes 354 amino acids. Gene Ontology annotation, biological process: plasma membrane phospholipid scrambling. Gene Ontology annotation, cellular component: plasma membrane. The transcript has a single exon. Gene Ontology annotation, molecular function: phospholipid scramblase activity.
AUGUUCAGUCGUGUGCUGCCUAUUUUUCGCCGUGUGCCUCUAAAUAGCCUUGUUGCGGCUCCCCGUUUUUCCAGGUCCCUCAAAACCUCGUCUCUGGCUCUCGUCAGGUACCAAGGUAAGACUAGAAAGGUUAACGAAAUCAGCCCAGAAGAGGUCAGACGCUACCAGGAGAAGUACGCACUGAAUACCGGCUCCCAAAAUGGCAGCUCUCAGUUUUACUACCAGGAAAAUCCCUCGCUGGACCCUCUGGCGUUUCAGAAUGAUCCAUCUCAAUUCAGAACGGUUUUUGAAGUGCCACCAAAUGAAAACGGCAUAAUUACAGAGCACGAUGGAAUUUACGAUAUUCUCAAAGAGCCUACUUUGGUAAUUGAACGUCAGGUGGAAUUCAUGAACGUCGUUAUUGGCUUUGAACAGGCAAACAGAUAUAAGAUCAUGAACUCCAAUGGUGACCAGAUUGCUUACAUGGAAGAGAAGGAUUUCGGCAUCAUGAAGGCAAUUGGACGUCAAUUCUUCCGUUUGCAUCGUCCCUUCGAGCUUGAGGUUUUCAACAACUACGGCGACUUGCUCCUCACCAUCAAGAGACCGUUUUCUUUCAUCAAUUCGCAUAUCAAAGCGCUUUUACCCGGAUACGACGAAAGGGGGAACAUCAUGCACGAAAUUGUUGGAGAGUCGGUUCAGAAAUGGCACUUGUGGCGCAGACGGUACGAUUUGUUCAAGCUUGAGGAUGAAGUAACCGAUGAAUAUGAGCAAUACGGAGCAAUUGACUCCGGCUUCCUUGCCUUCGACUUCCCUGUUUACAACAACAACGGCGACGUCAUUGCGUCCGUGGAUAGGAAUUGGGUCGGAUUGGGCAGAGAGCUUUUCACAGAUACCGGUGUCUACAUUGUCAGAAUGGACCCGUCUGCAUUCGCCGGAAUGGGUCUGAUGUACCCUAGCGUGGCUGGUCCAUUGACACUAGAUCAACGUGCGGUGUUGUUGGGUAAUGCUGUGAGUAUUGACUUUGACUAUUUCUCGAGGCACUCCAGAAGUGGUGGAGGCUUUUUGAGUUUUAGCGACUGGGAGUAG